Molecule: messenger RNA, 1527 nt
Organism: Alternaria atra
Lineage: Eukaryota; Fungi; Ascomycota; Dothideomycetes; Pleosporales; Pleosporaceae
Exons: 2
Coding region: 1-1527 (508 amino acids)
Source: RefSeq, a predicted model, not a curated record
AUGGCACUCAGCGUCAUUCCACUUUUUGCGCGUAUGGGUUUCGCUCACGUGGUCCUCAUCUGGGGCACCAACAAUGUCAACGUCACAAACUUGACGGACCCUGUCAUCAUCCGUCAUCGCGAGAUUGGCGCUCAGAUGGUUCUCGCAGCGAGGAUUUUCUAUGCAUUGUUCAUCUGGAUGGCCAAGUUCACCGUUUCAGAGUUCCUGAAGCGCUUGACGGAACGUUUCUGGAAGAGGGGAUAUGAUUGGGGGUUGCGUGGCAUACGCAUCUUCCUCGUCGUUACUUUUCUGGCGGUUCUCAUCGCCACACUGGCAGAGUGCCAUCCUACUACCCAUUACUGGCAAGUCGUCCCGGAUCCAGGACCGCAAUGCCGACAGGGCUACGCACAGCUACUUACCAUGGGCAUUUGCGACAUUGUCACCGACGUUUUCCUCAUCGCCUUUCCGAUCCCGAUCAUUGUGCGUUCAAGCAUGCCAUUAAAGCGGAAGAUCUCACUCAUUACCCUGUUUUCCCUGUCGAUCGUUCUGAUUGUUGUCACUGGAGCCCGAAUGCCUCUGGUCAUUCAAAGACAAGGUCUACAGCAGUUCCGCACUGUAUUCGCUUCUUCAGAAAUUCUGGCUGCAACCAUCGUUUCCAAUGCCAUCGUUCUAGGCUCCUUCCUUCGCGAUCGAGGUGUCAAGAAACCCAAGUUCAAAGCACCAUCCACCACAGACAGUAUGGAACGCAGAGGAUCAACACGCCGCUUCACAGAUCAGACCUGUAGUAGUGAUGAAGAUCUUGCCCGGUCGCUGGGAUACCGUACAAAGCCUGAGUUGCUCGAGAAGUCGACGAGCCUACCGAGACCGGCUCCUGUCGCGGAUCUUGACCUCCUGUCGUCUUCCAGACAACCUGGUCCUUUUAUAAACAACAACUGGAAAUUCCCCGAUGAAGAGGCUGGCAUGCUCCAGAGCAGCGAUCAGUCAAAUACGACAGUCGAAGACAUACGGGACCCGAUGCCCAGUCCUCGUGCGAGACGCGUAUCGUGGUUCGACGUGGGUGGGUUGUUGGAGAACCCAACUGUAGCUCCCUCACCCACUGACUCGGUCAUCGCGCACGACUUCGCAGCCCAGCCGCGGCGAGGUUCCAGAGCCUCGAACACAAUCACACCAAGUGCGCGCCCAUUUCUGCCUCAAGCACGACGCAACUCUCGACUUUCACAACAGUCGGAGGACUAUGAGAUGUCAUCAGUUCGGUCCACCCAUCAAUUGCAAGACCUCGGCGGCUUGCUCUCAGAAGACCGCGAGCAAGAAGAAGCCCAGUCUACCCCAUCUCCACACUCGAGCUCUUCAGCCGGUCCUCCAUGUCGAUACGCGCCUAUACAACGUACAUCGACGCGCUCAACGCAAACAAGCUACGAUGUACCAUCCCUACAAGAUCCUGGAGGCUUACUCUCUUCCGCGCCCCCUCCUCCGUCUACUCGACGCAACCCUCCCCAACAGGGCCGCAAAGUGCCGUCCUUACAGGAUGCUGGCGGUCUUCUUGGUUGA